This is a messenger RNA of Salvelinus namaycush (lake trout), 7371 nucleotides long. Its product is annotated as neurofilament heavy polypeptide-like. The transcript is spliced from 3 exons. Gene Ontology annotation, biological process: neurofilament bundle assembly. Gene Ontology annotation, cellular component: axon; postsynaptic intermediate filament cytoskeleton; intermediate filament. NCBI's taxonomy places the organism in Eukaryota, Metazoa, Chordata, Actinopteri, Salmoniformes, Salmonidae. Gene Ontology annotation, molecular function: structural constituent of cytoskeleton. The record is from RefSeq and is a predicted model, not a curated record. The coding region runs from base 1551 to 6626 and encodes 1691 amino acids.
UCUUGACCUGACUGCAGUUUGGCAAUGUAACCGACUUCAGUGGGCCGAAUGCUCACCUUUGAUGGCCACUGGCACGCUGGAGAAGUGUGCUCUUCACGGAUAAAUCCCGGUUUCAACCGUACCGGGCACACAGCAGACAGCAUGUAUGGCAUUGUGUGGGCGAGUGGUUUGCUCAUGUCAAUGGUGUGAACAGAGUGUUUCAGCAUGAUAAUUCACAGCCCCAUGUCGCAAGGAUCUGUACACAAUUCCUGGAAGCUAAAAAUGGCCCAGUUCUUCCAUGGCAUGCAUGACACAACUGUGAAAAGCAUUGGAAUCAACAUGUGCCAGCAUCCCUGUGGAACGCUUUCAACUUGAGUGCAACGCAAUAUUAGGAAGUUGUGUACAGUCAGUGUAUCUACUGAGUAACUUUCACCUGAUCUAAAAGCACUUUCUCAACACUUUUUUUGCAUAGGGGGUGGGGUGAGGGCAGUUAGGGGUUACAUAUUACAAUACCCCGAAAUUAUAAAAAUGUUGAAUGUGAAAUGUGUUAAAAUAUGUGAAUCACUGUGUAUCCUUUUCUAACAAACAUCUAUCAAGUGACAUGGAGUUAAUGUAGUACUUGUUUUAGUGGUGAUACACUAUUUUACUGAGACAUUGUUUAGUCACAUUUUCUAUUUACUAAUCUCUCUAUAGAGGUUUUCACAUCUGAUUAAAAAGAGUAAAUAUCAUAUUCUGAUAUCAUAUUCACAUUAUUCACUGAAAUACAUCAUUGAUUUCUAUGAGCAACCUACCGUAUACUGUGAGGUGUAAAUGAAAGCUGUAUCACUGGAACACAUCCAGGCCAACCCUUUUCAGAAGCCUGUCUCCGCCAAGCCAAGCAGACCCAUGCAUUUUCCUCAUGUAGACAUUUGUAAAAAGGUGCAAGAUUAAAGAGCAAUUCCACCCGUUUUCAACCUAAUUUUCACUGGUUUCGUGCUGGAGAUGAUGAAUAUGAGGUUGAAAAGUGUUUGAAAUGCCCUUGAAAAGUGCUGCUUGACUGAGAAAUGGGAGCAGUUAUGUCUAGGCUUAGGGUCAUUCUUACAUGACUAUUUUACACUUGCAUUACAGUCUCUUAUAUACAGUAAUAUACAGUUAUAUUACAAGGCAAGGACAUUCAGCCAAACCAGAAUCUGCGGCCCCUUUCUAUAAUAUAUAAAAAAUCAUCCAAACAAGGAAAGAUAUAGCCCCUUGGAUAAAACAAUAGUUUGACCACCUGACAAUGUAUUAAAUACAUAUGACUUGUAAUUUUGAGGUGUCAUUGUAGACUGCUGGCGUUUCAAAGUGAAAUGAUCUCCUAUGCGUCAAUGCUGUCUGAGACAAAACGAUGAGGGAGAGAAAGAGAUGGAGAGAGAGAGAGAACACAGGUGAGGACGUGCGCGUUGGCAGACAGUCAAGCCUACAGCUGAUUCUAUACAUUUUCAGCACUAUGGACAGUUCCAUUCUGCAGCGCGAGCAGACAGAGGGAGUAUAAAAGGUAGGAGCCGCGCUGCUUAUCCUGCACACACACACACGGCUGAGUUUACUGAGGCAAUAUGAGCCACAGAAUGGACUAUCGUUCAGGUUCUCCGCAUAGGGGACCUCAAGCUGGGUAUUCCUGCUAUCAACCCAAAAUGACCGGAUCCCCCUCUGCGUCCAGGACCGUUGGCUUUGAGUCGACUAUUGCAUAUAUGAACAGAGGCUAUGCGACGACGCUGAAGAGCGAAUUCGGAUCCGUUCCGAGAUCAUCGGAGAGCCUUUUCGAUUUAUCAGACCCAUUUACCGGGGUGUUGACGAAAAUGAGUGAGAAAGAACUGCUCCAUGGGCUGAACGACCGUUUCGCCGGAUUCAUAGAGAAGGUGCGUCAUUUGGAGCAUCAAAAUGAAUUGUUUGAGAGGGAAAUCGAGGAAAUCAAACUAAAGGCACAAUCCCCUGCGUCUCUGGCCCAGGAGCACGAGACGGAGCUCAUGGACCUGAGGAACCUAGUUCAUGACAUCACCCUUCAGAAGCGUCAGAUCGAGAUAGAGCAUCAGAACCUGGAGGAAGAUUUCCUCACCUUGAGAGACAAGUACGAGCAGGAGGCACGUGACCGCUCGGAUGCAGAGAAUGGCAUCCUUGUGCUGAAAAAGGACGCCAACGAUGCAUACCUCGCCAAACUUCAGUUGGACGAGAAAGCGCAGUCUCUGGUGGACGAGAUCCACUUCCUGAAGAAGAACCAUGAGGACGAGGUAUCAGAAAUGGUGGCCCAGAUCCAAGAGGCUCAAGUAACGGUCAAGGCGCACGACUUUGGCAAACCUGACAUCACUGCGGCUCUCCGGGACAUCCGUGUGCAGUUAGAAGGUCACGCCACCUCCGACUUUCAGCAGGCCGAGGAGGGCUUCCGUAUCCAGUUCGCAAAGUUAACCAAAGCGGCAGAGAGCAACAGAGAGGUGCUGAAGGCGACCCAGCAGGAGAUCCAGGAGAAUAGAAGGCGCCUGCAGGGGAAAACAAUUGAACUGGACUGUGGGAAAGGAAUGAGAAAGGCCCUGGAAAAACAACUACAAGAGCUGGAGGAGCGUCACUAUGCGGAAAUGAUUCAUUACCAGGACACUAUCAGGCAGCUGGAGAAUGAGCUGACCAAUGCUAAACUAGACAUGUCUGGCUACCUGAGGGAGUACCAGGACCUGCUGAAUGUCAAAAUGGCUUUGGAUGUGGAGAUUCUCUCUUACAGGAAACUCCUGGAGGGUGAGGAGUCCCAUCUGUACACCAUCUCUGACACCCACAUCUCCAUGCCCUGCAUCUACCGCCAGUCCCCCGUCUACACCCUGCCUUGCCUGGCCCGGCAGGGAGGGCCCACACGCAGGUCUGAGCCCCAGUACAAGUUUGUUGAGGAGAUCAUCACUGAGACCACCAGAGACAUGGAGAUGUCCGAGAUCGAGGAGACAGGCUCCGAGGAGACGGUCGGGGGAGAGGGAGACGAGUUGAGACAGAAGCAGGGAGAAGAGAGUGACAAAGCUGAGAGGAGGAGUGGGGAAGAGGUGGAUGAGCAGAAAGAGAAAGAUAGAGGUAAAGUGGAUGUUGAAGUGGACGCCCCGGAGGAAGAGGGUGAACAGGAGGAAGAGUCUAAGAGACAGCAGAUGGUAACAUCAGCAGAGGUCGAGGUAAAUGGAGAUGGAGUUAGCCCUAGCGAGGGAGAAAAUGGAGAGGACGGAGAGGAUGAAAGAGAGGAGGAAAAGGGGGGUGAGCCAGAUGCAAUCAAAAAGACAGAGGACAUUGACAGAGAAGAAAAUACACAAAGUGAAGUCAACUCAGCUGAGGCCACCAGUGAGGGAGAGAAGGAAAAACUGGACACAACAGGGAAGCUAGACAGCGAGAUAAAGGAGACAUUAGAAAAAGAUGACACCCCAAAACAUGGCGAAUCCCAACCAGAGAUUCCCAUGAAUGGUGACAUCUCAACAGAACCCAAAACUUCAGAGUCAGAGGAUAGCAAAACAGGAAGUUCAAUAAAGGGUGAACCACAGGUCCCCACAGAGGACAUCUCCAAAGAACCCAAAAAGGUGUCAGAGGAGAGAGAAAAAGAAAGCCCUUUAAAAGAGAAAAAAGAGGUAGAUCUGAAAGAGGAGAGUGUUAUCAGCACAACAAGUGAGUGUAAGGAAGAGCCUGUGCAAAAGACUCUUAAAAAGGAGGUGGGUCCAACAGAGCCAGAAGUGAGCAGCAAGGAUGAUAUUGUAAAAAGUGUUGUGCAGAAUGAACAUAAUGGCAGUGAAAAGGUCACAAAAGAUGUCUCAAUGGGUGAGGAAAAAGGGAAAGAAUCUAAGACAAAACCAGACCCCACUGUGACCCCUAAAGAAGAAACAUCCCCUAAACCGGACCCCACUGUGACCCCUAAAGAAGAAACAUCCCCUAAACCGGACCCCACUGUGACCCCCAAAGAAGAAACAUCCCCUAAACCAGACCCCACUGUGACCCCUAAAGAAGAAACAUCCCCUAAACCGGACCCCACUGUGACCCCCAAAGAAGAAACAUCCCCUAAACCGGACCCCACUGUGACCCCCAAAGAAGAAACAACUCUGCAUCCAGAGCCAACUGUCACUCCUAAAGAGGAGACAUCCCCACAACAGGAGCCAACCAUAACCCCUAAAGAGGAGACAUCCCUUAAACCGGACCCCACUGUGACCCCCAAAGAAGAAACAUCCCCUAAACCGUACCCCACUGUGACCCCCAAAGAAGAGACAACCCCGCAUCCAGAGCCAACUGUCACUCCUAAAGAGGAGACAUCCCCAAUACCGGACCAAUCUGUCACUCCUAAAGAGGAGACAUCCCCAAUACCGGACCAAUCUGUCACCCCUAAAGAGGAAAUAUCCCCACAACAGGAGCCAACUGUAACCUCUAAAGAUGAGACAUCCCCUAAACCGUACCCCACUGUGACCCUUAAAGAAGAAACAUCCCCUAAACCGUACCCCAAUGUGACCCCUAAAGAAGAGACAUCCCCUAAACCAUACCCCACUGUGACCCCUAAAGAAGAGACAUCUCCUAAACCAGACCCCACUGUGACCCCUAAAGAAGAAACAUCCCCUAAACCGUACCCCACUGUGACCCCGAAAGAAGAAACAUCCCCUAAACCGUACCCCACUGUGACCCCCAAAGAAGAAACAUCCCCUAAACCGGACUCCACUGUGACCCCCAAAGAAGAAACAAUCCCGCAUCCAGAGCCAACUGUCACCCCUAAAGAGGAGACAUCCCCAAUACCGGACCAAUCUGUCACCCCUAAAGAAGAAAUAUCUCCACAACAGGAGCCAACCGUAACCCCUAAAGAAGAGACAUCCCCAAUACCGGACCAAUCUGUCACCCCUAAAGAAGAAAUAUCCCCACAACAGGAGCCAACCGUAACCCCUAAAGAGGAGACAUCCCCUAAACCGUACCCCACUGUCACCCCUAAAGAUGAGGCAUCCCCUAAACCAGACCCCACUGUGACCCCUAAAGAGGAGACAUCCCCAAUACCGGACCAAACUGUCACCCCUAAAGAAGAAACAUCCCCUAAAUCGAUCCCCACUGUGACCCCUAAAGAGGAGAAAUCCCCUAAACAGGGACCAGCAGUCACCCCUAAAGAAGAAACAACCACAAAACCAGACCAAACUGUCACCGCUAAAGAGGAGACAUCCCCACAACAGGAGCCAACCGUCACCCCUAAAGAGGAGACAUCCCCUAAACCGGACCCCACUGUCACCCCUAAAGAAGAAACAUCCCCUAAACCGUACCCCACUGUUGCCCCUAAAGAGGAGACAUCCCCACAACAGGAGCCAACCGUAACCCCUAAAGAGGAGACAUCCCCUAAACCGGACCCCACUGUCACCCCUAAAGAAGAAACAUCCCCUAAACCGUACCCCACUGUUGCCCCUAAAGAGGAGACAUCCCCACAACAGGAGCCAACCGUCACCCCUAAAGAAGAGACAUCUCCUAAACCGGACCCCACUGUCACCCCUAAAAAAGAAACAACCCUAAAACCGGACCAAACUGUCACCCCUAAAGAGGAGACUUCCCCAAAACCAGUACCAGCAGUCACCCCUAAAGUAGAAACUUCCCCAAAAGCAGAACUAGCAGUCACCACUAAAGUAGAAACUUCCCCAAAACCAGAAACAGCAGUCACCCCUAAAGUAGAAACUUCCCCAAAACCAGAACAAGCAGUCACCCCUAAAGUAGAAACUUCCCCAAAACCAGAAACAGUAGUCAUCCCAAAAGUAGAAACUUCCCCAAAACCAGAACUAGCAGUCACCACUAAAGUACAAACUUCCCCAAAACCAGAACCAGCAGUCACCCCUAAAUUUGAAACUUCCCCAAAACCAAACUCAACCAUCACCCCUAAAGAGGAAAUAUCCCCUAAACCAGACUCAACCCUCACCCCAGAAUCAACGACCACCCCUAAACCAUACUCAACCCUCACCCCAGAAUCAACGACCACCCCUAAACCAGACUCAACCCUCACCCCAGAAUCAACGACCAUCCCUAAACCAUACUCAACCCUCACCCCAGAAUCAACGACCACCCCUAAACCAGACUCAACCCUCACCCCAGAAUCAACGACCGUCCCUAAACCAUACUCAACCCUCACCCCAGAAUCAACGACCACCCCUAAACCAGACUCAACCCUCACCCCAGAAUCAACGACCACCCCUAAACCAUACUCAACCCUCACCCCAGAAUCAACGACGACCCCUAAACCAGACUCAACCCUCACCCCAGAAUCAACGACCACCCCUAAACCAUACUCAACCCUCACCCCAGAAUCAAUGACCACCCCUACGGAAGAGAGUGAAACGACGGGCAGUGGUGACAAAGCUAAGACAAUCACACCACCAGAGAAACAGAUGCCUGCAGUUGCAGAGAGCAAGGACUCCCACAGGGAGGUGCCAGAAAGCAACACAACUCAGGAGAAACAAGAGGAAAGUAUGGACAAAGAGCUUGAGAAAGUUACAGAUCCCAAAGAUGGAACCCCAAAGACAGAGAGCGUGAAAACCAAGGCCUCUGAGUUAAAAUCUGAACAAGUUGAGAUAUCUAUUACAAAUACAUUACCAGUGAAAGAACAGGAUGUAUCAGCCGUGGGUUUGAAAGAUCAGACAGUUGAUGAGAAGAUAACAGAACAAGAUACAUUUUAAAUAGACGAGAACUGCUUUACAGGAGGUGAUGGAGAGAGCAAAGAUGACAAAACUGCGAACAGGACAAGCUGCUGAGCCAAUCGCAGAGAAGCAGGCUAAACCUAAAACUUGAGACUUAACCUCUUUUUGGAAUGACUAGAUUUAGAGGUCAGUAGAGGUUUUCUGUAAAACUGCAUGGUUAGUGCAAGCCUUUAAAGCAAUAUGAGAACUGCUCCCCCUUAAAAUAUUUACUGACGCUUAAUAUGUAAAGUAUCAUGGUUCGUGACUGUCAAUUAUGACCAGGGCCGCAACUUUCACUGGGGACGGGGACGGGGGGACGGGGGGACAUGUCCCCCUCCCACAUUCUGAAAUUGUAUUUAUGUCCCCCCCAGUUUUAUCAUUGGAAUGUGUUACAAAAUGAGGCAUAGGUGUGCUUUUGGACAAUGUGGAUGCCUCCGAGUGGUCGGGUAGGCUGUUUGGAGUGUUUAUCCGACUGGAUAUUUUUAUUUUAUUUACAAUAAUAAUAACAUCCCCCCCCACUUCUAAAAUCAAAGUUGCGCCCCUGAUUAUGAGGCACAAUUAAUGAACUCCUGCAAGAGAGACGUACUGUAAUAUUGAAUGUAACAAACCAAAAGCUGUAUUUUGCUGUAUAUAUUUACUUCUGACCAAUGGAUGAUAAUGUGCAUAGGGAUGAUAAUGAGAAUGGUUGAUAAUGUGAUUUGAUCAUGCCUGAAUGCGCUGAGCAAUAAAUGCUAUUUGAAGAGCA